CUUCCUCGCUUUUCCUCGUCCACACAACCUCUCAAAGGACACCAGCAACUGCACUGCGCAUCGAUCGGUCUACUCGGAGCUGCUGCUUGCUGCUACUGCUGUGAGACCAGUGAAACAGACGUUUGGAUCUUGUCAGCGCUCACCUGCUUCGGUAUAUCUCCAUGAAGCUCCCCGCUAGUUCUACGCUCCUGGGCCUCGCCAUGGUGGCAGCGUUCCCCAUCAAGACCAUCACCGGGGACCACCUAGACGACUUCGUCCUGGUUGGGUGCUACGCGGACAGCCGGAGCCUUCGGAUCAUGUUCGACAAACAGUCGAAGCCUAUCAUGUCUGCAGAUAUCUGCUACGACCUGUGCAAUGACGGUACCAACACGCACUUCGGCACCCAGUUCGGGAGAGAGUGCUGGUGCGGUAUCCACCCGGCCCUGGCGACGCACGGGGAGCUGGACAUCGACAGUUGCGACAUGGCCUGCAAGGGAACCGGAGGAGAGAACUGCGGAGGGUUCGACAAGAUGACCGUGUACGACAUCCAAGCCGUGAACGGUGGCACCGGCACAGACUACGAGGGCUGCUUCCGCGACGCGCGGCCCCGGGCAAUGCCGGGGGACCCCCUCGUGUUUGACGCCAUGACCAACAAGCUAUGCGUGGACCACUGUGCUAGCUUUGGAUAUGCCUGGGCUGCAACCGAAUACGGCCAAGAGUGCUUCUGCGGCAACAACGACGAACCCUACACGUACCACGAAAUUGACGAGGGGGAGUGCGACUUCACUUGCCCCGGGAGCUCGGCGGCCCCCGACGAGACCUGUGGCGGGAGGUGGGCUCUGAGCGUCUACUCUGCGUACCCCACCCAGCUGUAGGGUGAUGGUCCUGAUCCCGACAGAUCGAACCGACAGUUCUCGGCGCAGUCGUGAGACGAAGCCCCAAGAAACGGGCCAUUCGAUCCGAAACGCGAACUGUUGACACAAGACACGGACUAGCAAGUGUGAUAACGUACUUGGACUAUAAUCCAGUUAUUUUCUCGAAAGUAGAGACAAGAUACGUAUGUUGUGGCUGAAAGCCCUCGGCUACUGUCUGGAAGCUAUACCAUGUUUGUUUGUGCACCACAGGAAGAGGGGGGGGUGUACUCAUAGUCGUGGAUGCCGUAGUCGUUAGACCAUAGACCUCGCAUCCCUACAAAGCCGGGACGGAGCACGCCGGGUUCUCACCGGACCAGGCCCUCACAUCACCAAGCGCGAAGCUCCGUGAGGUAUUCGCAGGUGUUGUAUAUUCCUUGUAAGUAGGGCGAGAAAACGUAGACUAUUAUAACAGUUAUUUGAUCGGAAGUAGAGACAAGAUAUAAGUGUGUUGUGGCUGAAAGCACUCGGCUACUGUCUGGAAGCCAUUGUAGCGCAACCACGUUUGUUUGAUUGUGCGCCACAGGAAAGGAGGUGUACUCAGUGGUGCAUGCCGUAGUAAUUUGACCAUUGACUUCGCAUCCCUACAAACCGGGACGGAGCACGCCGGAUUCUCACCGGAUCAGGCUCUCACAUUACCAAGCGCGAAGUGCCGUGAGGUAUUCGGCGAGUCGCAUGAAGGGGUGAGCUGCAUCCUGCUAAGGGUGUUCGGCAUCUUGUGCUUACUUCCUUGCGUACGGAUGACAGCUACGUAUGACUUAAUUUAUUUUCUGGUGCUUUCACUUCCAGAGACAGUUGUAAGCACUGUGUAACUGCCUCGAGGAAGCUUGACCAUUUUAACACAACGUGGUGCGAUCAUCCCCCGUUGCGCGGAGUGAGUGUUCUCCACCCCGCACAACAUGAUCUACUCGACCACCAUUCAUUAUGGUUACCGCCAAAAAAAAAACAAAGGUAAAACAAAACGGUAACCUGGCUGUCGAGUUCACGAAGUGAAUUGGCUUGUUUUACAACGUCGUUGCCACGCGACGAAAACCCAACCUUGAUGGCAAAC
Messenger RNA from Ectocarpus siliculosus, 1941 nucleotides. The record is from the annotation of a GenBank genome assembly. NCBI's taxonomy places the organism in Eukaryota, Phaeophyceae, Ectocarpales, Ectocarpaceae.